AUGGCCGCAACCCCGCCAGAACACCUGUCCGUCACGGCCAUGAUGCCCAUUGACCAGAGUGUAGACUACAACUCCAACUUGGUUCACAUGAAUGAGUCCACUCUCGGAAGCCAACUCGCUACUCCUCAUAGCACCCUCGAGGCUGUCGCUAUGUACUGGCCUAUUGGAACGCCGCGCAUCUACGCUACAAGUAGCAAUCGCGCGUCCGGAUCCCGUCUGUACGUCUCGCACGAUGGCGUCUUUGGCACUGACGAGACGGCGCCCGAGCCAGCCCACGAGGACAACGGCACCGAUGCGACGCCCCCUGUGACGCCCGCGACGCCCGCGACGCCUGCCAUCAAGUCGGUCGAGGUUGCUGACGGACCAUCCGAGCCGCUCUCACAGGAUGAAGAGCCCACGAUACCUCUACACGACCCGGUCCUGGCGCUCCGCGUCUCGCGCUCCGGCAACAUGUUUGCCGUCAUCACCGCCACCUCGAUUACCCUGUGGCAGACCAAGCCUACCGUGGUCCUAGCCGUCGUUGUCCGAUCGCAAUCCUCCCUCCAGCUGUACGGCCGAAAUGUCGACCUCCUUCUCCGACCCGAUUCUGCCAUCCUCGUCGUGCGCACCAGCGAGGGGUACCUCAUCACCUACUCAAUCGCCACCGAUGGCGAGUCGCGCGUGUACAAAUCACAUUUCCCCAAUUACCACAACGUGCAGCGACGCCGCCAGAGCUUGGUCGGCCCGCAGACUGGGCUGCGCCCGGAGCAGUACCUGUGGGGUCCUGGCGAAGGCACCGGCGUGUUGGACGUCAGUGUGCGGUUUCGCAUGGUCAUCAAGGUUGAUGCCGGCAUCGAAUCUGCCCUGGCCCUGGACGACGAAUUGAUUGUUGCGACUACCAAGCCUGCUGCCGUCCAAUGCAUACGGUGGACGCCAGACAGCACAGGCAACCAGACGCGCACCGAAAUAUUGAGUCGCAUGGGCUGGAUUGAAAAGAAGGCGUGCAUAACCGAGAUGACAUAUGAUCGGCCAAUGAAUCUUUUCACCUGGAUUACGAGCGAUGGCCGAGUGUACGCCGUGCAACGACACAAGAGCACGCCCCAAGACGACGACCCCAAGAAGCUGUUCAAGGGCCACUGCUUUCAUACACCAGAGGGAGGCCGCGGGCAUGCCGUCCAUGCUGUCAUCAACGCCCGUUUCUCCCUCAUUGCUGUUGGCUGCAGUGACGGAACCGUCCAGGCAUACUCGGUCCGAGACUAUUCCGGCAACAUUACACUGUCGCACAGCCAAGUCAUUCCCGCCUCGACAUCGACCGCCGGUGCCCUGACGAGCCUCGGCUACUCUCCGGAUGGAUACUGCCUUUUUGCUGGAUUCGAGAACGGGUGGGCGACGUGGAGCAUGUUUGGAAAUCCGGGCAGUCACAGCUUCAGUGCCGAGCCAUCUACUGCCGAGGAGCCCUGGCUGGCGGGAGUAGACUGCGCCUCCUGGAUUGGCGGGGGCUCCGAAAUUCUCAUGAUUGGGCGGCAGAAUGAAGCCAUCUGGUCGUUGGAAAUGGCCAAGAGCGCUGUUACAGGCUGCUACAACGACGCCAACGUAUUCCGCACAGUUCUGCAAACAUCUACAGGCAUCAUGGUCUACCGUGGCUACGAUCUUCCAGACAUGACAUCAAUCUCUGCAGAACCAUUUCUCUGGCAUACAGCAAGGAUCCCGGCUCCUUACCUGCUGCAUCAAUGGCCGAUGAAGCAGGCCGUCAUUUCACCAGAUGGCCGCUACGUUGCCGUGGCAGGUCGCAAGGGCCUGGCACACUACAGCGUCAACAGUGGCAGAUGGAAGACAUUUGCCAACGAAGCACAAGAAAAUGAAUUUCAAGUGCGUGGCGGUAUGUGCUGGUAUCAACACAUCCUGGUCGCCGCCGUUGAAGGCAGCAAAUCAUAUGAAAUCCGCCUAUAUUCGCGAGAAACGGCCCUGGAGUCGUCGCAAGUCCUAUUCACACAAAAACUCCCCGCCCCCAUCGUGCUGGUCACGACAUCGGGACAAGAUUCUCUUCUUGUCUACACAUACGAAAACCUCCUUUACCAUUUCAUCUUCACACCCUGGUCCGAUUCGGUCCGUCUGGUCCAAGUCGGCCAGAUUGCGUUCCACGGCAUCGUCCGGUCCCCCGCUAGAGUGCGCGGUCUGAGCUGGAUCCUGCCCGCGAGCCAGCUGGCUGACGGCGAUCCCUCGCAAGACGUGGCCGUCGCGUCCGUCAUCUUCCUGGUGGACGGCAAGCUGGUCCUGCUCAGCCCGUCGCUCAACGACGAGGGCCAGCUCAAGUACGACAUGCGCGUCAUUGCGCAGAAUGUCGAGUUCCACGCCAACAUGCGCGACCAGCCGCUGCUCAACUUGGAGCGCGACGAGACGCGCGGGCCGCCGGCGCUGCGCGACUCGCUCUGGGUGUUUGACGGCAUGCAGGUCAAGGGCUGGGCCAGCAUCGACGAUGUGCUCAACGCCGCGUCGGACGGCACCAAGGAGCUGCCGGCGCCCGUGUCGUUUCCAGUCGACUUUUACCCGCUGUCCAUGCUGCUCGAAAAGGGCAUCAUUCUGGGCGUGGAAUCGAACCUCGUACAACGCCGUGACGUAAACUUUUCAUUCUUCCGCUUCACCAUCCGAACGCACCUCGUAUUACCCGACGUGCUGCGCUUCUACCUACGCCAGGCCAUGACGGCCGAGGCUGUCGCCCUGGCCGAGCAGUACCAGGACCUGGCGUACUUUUCCCACGGGCUCGAGAUUCUGCUCCACCGCGUGCUCGAGGAGGAGUCGGAGGCGUCGCCGCCGGCGGCGCCCGAGGCGGCCGUGCUCCCACGCGUGCUCUCCCUCCUCUCCUCCUCGUCCAGGGACUACCUGGACGUGGUGCUGCAGUGCACACGCAAGACCGAGGUGCGGCAGUGGCCGACGCUCUUUGCGUACCUGCCGCCGCCGCAGGAGCUGUUUGAGGAGUCGCUGCUGCGCGGCUCCGUCAAGACGGCCGGCGGCUACCUCAUGGUCCUCUACACCCUCGAGGAGGCGCGCGGCGGCCAGUCGACGGAGCAGAGCGUCCGCGUCCUCGCCCGCGCCGUCCGCGAGGGCGACUGGGAGCUCUGCAAGGAGCUCGCCCGCUUCCUCGCCGCCCUCGACACCACCGGCGACGAGCUGCAGCAGGUCAUGCGCAUGGCCAACCUCGCUGCGGCGGGCCAAAACGGCCAUGGCAGAGGUGCCCGCCUCGAGAUCCCGUCAGACCUGGGCCGGCCGCGCGGCGCGAGUGACACGGAGUCGGAAGGACGGUCCGUGAGCGAGGGAAGCCUCGGCUCGACGAUAAGCCCGGUGGCGAGCCCAUAG
This is a messenger RNA of Cordyceps militaris CM01, 3333 nucleotides long. Its product is annotated as DUF1339 domain protein. Gene Ontology annotation, biological process: intracellular protein transport; retrograde transport, endosome to Golgi. The record is from RefSeq and is a predicted model, not a curated record. The transcript is spliced from 4 exons. Gene Ontology annotation, molecular function: protein binding. Bases 1 to 3333 code for a protein of 1110 amino acids. Lineage: Eukaryota; Fungi; Ascomycota; Sordariomycetes; Hypocreales; Cordycipitaceae. Gene Ontology annotation, cellular component: Ric1-Rgp1 guanyl-nucleotide exchange factor complex; Golgi membrane; cytosol.